This is a messenger RNA of Perca flavescens (yellow perch), 1051 nucleotides long. RefSeq names its product myelin protein P0-like. Lineage: Eukaryota; Metazoa; Chordata; Actinopteri; Perciformes; Percidae. Bases 49 to 606 code for a protein of 185 amino acids. Gene Ontology annotation, cellular component: external side of plasma membrane. Gene Ontology annotation, molecular function: signaling receptor binding. The transcript has 3 exons. Gene Ontology annotation, biological process: regulation of cytokine production; T cell receptor signaling pathway. The record is from RefSeq and is a predicted model, not a curated record.
CGUGUUUCUCUUGGAAACCACAACAGCUGUUUUCAGGUUUUAACCAACAUGUUUCCUUUCGCUGUUCUAUGUUUCCUGCUCGUCCUGCCACUCUCUGCCUCUGAAGAGCCAGAUGAGUUAACGGUGAAGCCCGAGCAGGACGUUACUCUCGGCUGUCGGGCUCUCUCAGACGACCUCGUCACUCUGCUGGAGUGGAACAGACGAGACCUGAAGGACGACGGCUACGUCUUCUUCUACAGGAACCAGCGCCCCUACGAGAAGUACCAGCACCCACGUUACCGGGGCCGGGUGGAGCUGAGAGACCCGGAGAUGAUGCAUGGAGACGUCUCCGUCAUUCUGAAGAACGUCACCGUCAACGACACCGGGACGUACGACUGCCGAGUCAUAAUCGCCGGGGGCAACCAGAGCAGGCAGCUCAUCAACCUGACUGUCGCCGACUCUGAUCACCCAACUGGACAGGAGGGCAGACUCAGACUCGUGGUCUGUCUGUCAAUUACUGCAGGCAUUCUUGUUAUUCUUCUUCUUCUUUCUGUCUCUGUGUAUUAUAUCAUGUAUAAAAAUCCUUCAUACAAAGCUGCGGCCGCUGAAAGCACCGAGGUGACCUGAGUGUCUGAGUCCUCCGUCUGAAAGAAUCAACGGUUUAGAAAAGACCAAUCUGUUCAAUAAGAGUUAAGCUUGUAGAAAUGAUGAUGCAGCCGUUAGCACACUCAUAUCAGCCAUUUGUGAUUUUCAUAAUAUUCAAUCACACCUUUGACUUCUCAAGCUUCAGCCUCUGAAAACUGGAAUGUGUUCUACAAUCUGUAAUGAAAGCUCACUAAUGUUCUCCUGACAGUUAAAUAAGCUUGUUAAUGUUCUCCUGACUGUUAAAUAAGCUCGUUAAUGUUGUUUGUUUCUCUGACAAAGAUCUAAAUAGAUUGAUUAGACAGAUAAUUCAAUGUAUAGAAAUGUUCUUUAUGUUUCACUUUCUCCACUUUAAAUCUAUGUUCUUAUGUUGCACAGCACUUCAUUUCAUCUCUUGACUUUUGUUCUAUGAAUAAAUAUGUUAAGAUUG